This is a messenger RNA of Branchiostoma belcheri (Belcher's lancelet), 2163 nucleotides long. Its product is annotated as IQ domain-containing protein D-like. Lineage: Eukaryota; Metazoa; Chordata; Leptocardii; Amphioxiformes; Branchiostomatidae. Gene Ontology annotation, molecular function: protein binding. The transcript is spliced from 6 exons. Bases 233 to 1597 code for a protein of 454 amino acids. The record is from RefSeq and is a predicted model, not a curated record.
AAACAACGUGAAACAACAAUCAAGCCUGCAGAACUACGAAGAAGUGGAUGUGUGCUCGGAAAAGUUGGACGUCGUGAGUCUUUUAUCUCUUUGACAGGACUCUUGGAAGGAUCUUCUUCAUACAGAUUGCAAGGAGAAGUUAGAGUACACAUUUUAGGAUUGUUUAGAAAGGAUUGACGACGGCAAGAGUUUGUUUUUGGUUGUUUGGAAACGUCGAGAUUACACAGAAAACAUGGCGGACGUUUUAGCUCCAGCUUCUAAACCGACCCACAGCAGGACUCCGAUCAUGGCCUCCCUGGGCGGCACGAGUAAGAGAAACCAGCCGGACGCCUUGAGAGUCUUGGACCCGGCAAGGAAGAAGCUAACGGCGGUGGAGUCCCAGCGUAUAGUGGCGGUUUUGGAGGACGCCAUCAAGAGGGGAGAACUUUUGGCUCUGUUGCCUCACGUCAACAAGAACAUGGACAGAUUUAGCGUGGUUCUGGGGGUAGAACUGAAGAGGGAGAUAGAGCACCACUGCGAGCUGCAGAGGACCUUCAACGGGCUCCUGAUGCCGAAGGAAUCGACGGGAGACAGGGGGUCUUCGGCCGGGAGUUCCAGAACGGGAUCUGCAGGCAGCAGAAAAGGCAGUGCCACCACCUCUAGGACAGCAGGAGAUCACAGCGACAUGAACAGCAUGUUCAGUGAACAGCAGACCCGCAAGCUACAGGUGAUACAGCAGCAGCUGGCCCACUCUACCAGGAACAUCUUACGCCUGUUCAGCAUCAACCCAGCAGCUGUCAGUGCUGUCAGGGCAGAGAACAGCGUGUUGACAGCACAGGAGCAAGAGUUGUUGGGGGGUCUAACCGAAUUGAAGGAGAUCUGUGUGGAGCGGCUGUUGAUGACCCCCCUGGAGGAGAAGCAGAGGGCAGAGUACGUGGACAGCAUCACCAUCAGGGACAGGAAAAAUGCUGAGAUCAUCGACAAACUGGAGGCAGAGCUGGGGGAGGCAGAGGACGAGAGGGACAUGGAGAUCAGCAAAAGGAACGACCACAUCCGCAAGCUGAAGAACCAGCUGCACACGAUCGAGAAGUUCUCAGAGGAGCACAUCCGCAGAACCAAGAUGGACGCGGACAAGGAGGAGCAGGCUGACACACGCAACUCCGAGUCCAAGAAGGGCAAACUCCAGCAGGAGAUCAACCAGCUGAAACAGCAGCUGGCCAACCUGACAGCAGAGCACAGGGAGAGCGAGCUGGCACUCAGAAAGAGGAAGUUCAAGAUCGAGACAGAAGUAGAGAACUGGAUUCAGAAGUACGAUGCAGACAUGGGCGACCGACAGACGGAGUAUGAAGAGGUGGAUGCAGUGUACACAGAGGAGAAGGCCCAACUUAACGAACUGGAAGAAAAGUUUAAGACUCUGGAGGCUGAGUACACAAAGAUCAUGGAAGAAAAGAGGAUAGCAGCAGAGAAAAAGGAACAAGAAGAAAGGGAGCUUGAGAUGGCCAUCCGGGCUGCCACAGUGGUCCAGGCCUUCUGGAGAUCCUACAAGGUCCGCAAGAUGCUCAAGCAGAAGACCAAGGGCAAAGGGAAGGGCAAGAAGGGAAAGAAAGGGAAGAAGUAGUACACAAUGACCCAUCGGUACCUUUUAAGGAGGGAAAUUAAACAUUUUUUUAAUCAUUUGAAUUCUGCACUGUACGUAGCUUGCAGCAAAAUGAAUUGUAUUCAAUUUGUUUUAUGAAAUAAACAUUGCUUGUUAAAAAAUCCUUCAAAUUCAAAGUCUUCACGUACAUUUGUACCUGUAUAUUUUUCUCAACCAAGCCUUGCACUAACUUGACCAAAAAAAAACAUAAGACUUGGAUGUACAUGUUUAUCUAAUGAGUUUCUAACGUUCCUGUUUUUGUACAUUGUAUAUAUGAAAGUGUCACGAUCAUCGCAUUGUUUUAAAGUGAAACAAGUAGUUUUGCUUCUUACAAAGAAUCUCUAUCAUAUAAUGUAUAUUUUAUCUAAAGAUUCUCAGUAUCUGUGUACAAUAAGCAGCAUAUAAGUGAAACAAAGGUUAAGAAUAUUAUUUUAUUAGUGUUUCCUGUGAAAAGUACAUCAGAAUUCAUAUAAACUGGAUAUGAUGAUACAUGUAUCAUAUAAUACAAAUUCACAAUCUGCUGUGUUAAAUAAAACACAUAUACACUG